Molecule: messenger RNA, 3365 nt
Organism: Chiloscyllium plagiosum (whitespotted bambooshark)
Lineage: Eukaryota; Metazoa; Chordata; Chondrichthyes; Orectolobiformes; Hemiscylliidae
Gene: rcor1
Product: REST corepressor 1
Biological process (GO): negative regulation of DNA-templated transcription; regulation of transcription by RNA polymerase II
Cellular component (GO): transcription regulator complex; histone deacetylase complex
Molecular function (GO): transcription corepressor activity
Source: RefSeq, a predicted model, not a curated record
GGAGUUACCGGCCAAUAGAGAGUGUGCGAAGGAGGGGCGGGAGCAUCAGGUUCGGGUGUGCGGUUGGAGUGAGAGGAAAAGCGCAGAGAGCGGCGCCGGCGGCUGGCGUCCCUUAGACAGACAGACACAGAGAGAGAGAGUGAGUGAGAGCGCGCGCACCGCGGGGACUAACAGGAGUAGUAGCCUCACUCGCAGUCUCAGACGCUGACACUCACUCUGAGACAUAGACAGCCUGGGGACCAAACUUCAACACUACCAAAGUCGCUCCGUCUCACUCUCUGCGCGCGCGCGCACACACAAAAAACAAGGGGCACCGAGAGGAGCAACAAUGCCGACCAUGAUCGAGAAAGGGCCCGAGGUUUCGGGUAAGAGGAGAGGCAGGAAUGGGGCGAAAAGUUUUCCAGCAGCUGCUGCGGCGGCGGCGGCGGCGGCACCACCAGCGGUAGCACCGGCUGUGGCGGCGACCAACGGCAACAACUCGUGGGAAGAGGCGAGCAGCGGCUCCGAGGACGAGCACGGUGGAGGAAUGCGAGUGGGCUCCCAAUAUCAGGCGGUUGUCCCUGACUACGACCCUGAAGUUGCAAAGAAUUGCCAGGAACGAGAGAACCUUGGAAUGCUGGUCUGGUCACCUAAUCAGAAUAUCUCCGAGUCCAAAUUGGAUGAGUACAUUUCAAUCGCCAAAGAGAAGCAUGGCUACAACAUGGAACAGGCUUUAGGUAUGCUCUUUUGGCACAAACACAAUAUUGAGAAGUCUUUGGCUGACCUUCCAAACUUCACACCAUUUCCAGAUGAGUGGACUGUGGAGGACCGAGUCCUUUUUGAACAAGCAUUUAGUUUCCAUGGGAAAACCUUCCACAGAAUUCAGCAAAUGUUGCCUGACAAAUCCAUAGCUAGUCUGGUAAAGUUCUAUUACUCUUGGAAGAAGACACGGACCAAGACCAGUGUAAUGGAUCGUCAUGCUCGCAAGCAGAUGAAAAGAGAUAAGGAAGGAAGUGGUGAUGAGAUUGAAGAAUCCAGUGCAAAUGCAGCUAGUAUCCUUGACAGUGAAAUUGAGCCAAGUAAAGAGGCAAAAAAAGAGCAGGGAUCUCAAACUGUGAAAAGCGUCCCACCCAAAAAGGACACAAGAACUGUUCAAGGAAAGCAAAGAAUAAGUCAGAAGCCUCCAAGAGGGAUGUUCCUGAUUCAAGAGGAUCUUGAUGCAUUAUCCACGAGCUCUGGUGCUGCUAACACAGUUCUCAGACAGCUUGAUAUGGAAUUAGUCUCACUUAAACGUCAAAUCCAAAAUGUGAAACAGAUAAAUGGUGCUCUCAAACAAAAAUUAGACGGUGGGAUAGAGGAAUUCAAGCCACCUGAGGCGAAUCAGAAAAUUAAUGCUCGUUGGACAACUGAAGAGCAACUACUAGCUGUGCAGGCAAUAAGGAAAUAUGGCCGGGACUUCCAAGCUAUUUCAGAUGUAAUUGGCAAUAAGACAGUAGUACAAGUGAAAAACUUCUUUGUGAAUUAUCGCCGUCGUUUCAAUCUCGAAGAGGUUCUGCAGGAGUGGGAAGCGGAACAUGGUAGCAGAGAAGAGAAUGCAAACGUUGCUGACAAACCUCAAAACUCUCCAGAUGUUAUUAUGAAACUUUCUGAGGAGGAGGAAGAGACUCCCUCUGUGCUUGAUGUGAGAUAUCAUUCUGCAUCCUGAGAGUAAUGCACAGUCAGUGAUUUGAACAUGCUAUGCUGACUACUGUUUAGUCCAGGCCAUCCGAUGAUGCCAAACUUCAACCAACCACCUCCACAAAACUCAUCAGGACCAGCUAGCUUGACACCAAAAAAGCUACAAUAUUCGCAAAUGAACGCUUCUGCCUUACCCUGUCUCUGCCACCAGGACAGCUUCUGCUACUCCUGGAAGUCAUAGAAAAUUAUUUGAUUUGACAUCAUUCUUUUAAAAACAAAAUGAGAAUUCACAAAAGUGCUUGUGAAUGUCUGUUAUCUCCAUUUAAGCAGUUCAUGACUAAUGUCUCCAGGGCAUUAAUAAUGUGUAUAUUUUUGGAACUGUGACUGCCAUUGGAUGCAUCUUUAUUACUUUCCUCACAGGUUUUUAUGAUUAAAUGUGAAUGCCAGGAUGGUAUAGCAUACUAACUGGCAUACAGGAAAUGGAUGUCUGAAUUGUCUCUAAAUUAUUGGGUACUUAAACUGCAGUUUGGACUGUGUAUUGUAGACUUUAAACAUACCUCCCAGUCUGAGGAAACUUGAAGGUAAAUUAGGGUCUUUUAUUUGCAUAUUCAUGAAAAGAAACAUUGAUCUGUUUUUAUUUAACUUGUUUUUUUUUGCUGUACAGUAUUUUAGAAUAGUACUUUCAAUAUCAAGAAUGGAGAGACCUUAUACUUGAAUAUUGCAGUUACUGGAUUGAAACUGAUCAUAUUCAGGUACUGAACAGUGGCACAGCUAAAUCGUCAAACUCGUUGCAUUAUCUGUUGUGCUAACCAUAAGGAAUUCUUGCUUAUUUAGCAUGGAAUGGGUUAAGCUCAACAUGCUAUACAGACCCGUUGGGUUUAUUAAAGUCAUUUGAGUCUAUGCAUGUUUCUAUGUAAGAAUGGGUGUUUACAAUUUCUACAUCAAUAUUUACCUGAAAUUCAAACCUUUUAUUAGUCCUUCCUGGGAGUAAUAUCCCAGCAUUUAGAAUUUUCUAAAUUAAGUUUGUUAAAUUUGCUUUAUGGGUUGCUGCUGAUAUAUGUAGUAAUGUUUGCCAGAAUUUCAAAAAAAAAGUAAGGAUUUAGUUUGCAAUCAAUUGAGCAUGUUUUUUAUAUAGCCUCUUGAUGUGCUCAAUAGGAUAAUGUUCUUUUUUAAAAAAGUCAGUGUGUUUAUAUUGCAGAUUUAUAUUUUAAUGCCUGUUACUGCUAAUUUUAACUGAGGUAAUUAUGUGAUUAUUUCUAAGGUUUUUGAGCAUAUAUACCAUGGGUUCCACAGUGAGAAAUGGUAAUAUUACAAUACUGCUUUGAAUAUUGCGCUGCAUACUUUAAAUUUUUAAGAAACUUUAUUAUUUCAUAUUGUAUCUUUUGCAUCCAUGAAGAGGAAGGGGUGCAAAUUGAAGAGCAGCAAAGGAACAAAGAAAACUGGGAAAACUGUGUGUGCCCCUUGUAUAAAAUUAUACUUCUAACUUCUCACUAUGCACUCAAAUUUUGCUACAGUGAAACAACAUUAAAUCCCUGUAUUUUUCUAAGACUAAAACUGUAAAAAUAGUAGUAAGAUACUGACAUAACUGUGCUUGUAAAGAUUGGAACAGUAAUAUAACGAUCAUAACCAUAAUUGAGGUGCCAGUGUUGUACUGGGGUGUACACAGUUAAAAAAAUCUCUCAACACCAGGUUAUAGUCCAACUUGUUUA